Messenger RNA from Vicia faba (fava bean), 315 nucleotides. The record is from the annotation of a GenBank genome assembly. Lineage: Eukaryota; Viridiplantae; Streptophyta; Magnoliopsida; Fabales; Fabaceae.
AUGGCUAAUAAUAAUCGACACACGAUUAUUCUGAUCCAAACAUCUCAGAACAGAGCAACCAGAACUUUCAAGGAUUAUAACACUGUAUCUCUAGCUAUGGAUGGCAUAUGUGCAAUGUAUGAAAGAAAGCUGAAGGAGUUGAAUCCAGCCGUCAGAAAUCUCUCUUAUGAUAUUACGGAUCUCUACAACUUCAUAGAUGGGCUUGCUGACUUGAGUGCUCUAGUUUAUGACAAUUCAAUUCUUGCUUACUUGCCGUAUGACCGAGAGUGGAUUAAGCAACAGACCUUUCAACAUUUGAAGAAAUUGGCUCAUUGA